AGCACGAGGAACACCAAAUCAUUGAAAUUACCCUAAUCGUGGGUAUUUCAACUAUAAACUAUUGUCAUGGACACAGAUCUCUACCAGGGACACUCUAUUUUCCGGGAUCAACCAUCCUUUAAGUUUUAUAACAAAUCUUUUGAGGAUAAAAACGAUUCAUUUUUCGUAUUCCUAAACGAGGUAGACCCGGUGGUGCUUCGAGAGGAACUAGAAGGACCUUCUAGAAUCUUCACAUCCUUUGCAACUAACUUGGCUUUAAAGGAUCCGCGUACCAAGGAAAUUCCUCAGAAAGUGGUGUACGAUCAUACAAGUACAAAACUCGGAUACGAGUUCUAUAAUCCCCAACAGCGUUACUCCGACUUGACACCGGACCAACAGGCGGCCUGUGUUCGGGCGCUCCUUUCACUGCAGCGAGGGGAACCCACCACGGAUGAUGAUUUUGAGAAAUGGAACGCCACGGAGGGGAAACGCUGCACCGAGCGCCAGCAAGUCCAGAAGCACUUUCACGAUUAUGAACUUUCCAAAAGGGAAGUCAUUUAUGUGCCAAUGAAACGACUGGUCACUGCCUACAGGAAGUGGUAUGAUAAAAAGGUUGAUGCUAUUUUAAAAAAUUAUCCUGAUAAAUCAUAUACAACAUUUUCCGGACUGCCACAACUUUCUCAGUGCAAGAGCCUCAACGGCGAAACUGCCAGCAUAGAGGAAAUAGAGCUGGAGCGUGUUAAAGGUCGGGUGAGGCUGUGGCCAGAAGUUAAAAUUAAAGAGGAAGUGUUUCGGACACUUAAUGUGCGCCUGGAUCGGUAUUCGGGCACUAAAACUGAAGAUUUUCGUAAUCUUUUGAAGGAAGAUGAAAAAAAGACUGAGCUGCAAGCUAGAAACAUAUUUGUUUUGCCCUUGGAGACGUUGCUAAUGCUCUUGACCGGCAGUUCUUACGUGGAUUUGCCUACGGAAAUGUUCUUUGACAUAAAGGAAUCAUCUUACAGUGGACACAAAUGCGUGGAGUUUCAGAAUCCCUUUCCUGCCCGCAACUGUGGCUGGCAUACAAACAACUUGGUUCUAAAUCAGGCUUUCGAAGCUUACUCAUCGCAGCCAGGAGAAGCGAAGUGGUUGGAUUACAAAUCAAAAGGCAUUAGAAACGAUGUGCCAUACCCACUUAUAAGCGAAACAUCCUCGCUCAACCUUAAUAUGAGCUAUGACCCACCAUUGAUUGAUGAAGAUUCAUCUGGAAUUCCAGAUAGACAUAGCAAUGCCGCCCUUGUAAGUUGGAUCCUGAAGUGUCAAGAUCAGAAUUUCCAAAUGUUUAGCACCUUAUCCAUACCAGCAGUAAGGGAUGGAGAUGGAAAAAAGUUUCUCGGCUGCCACUUCAUUAAACUGGAGAACAAGCCAGACUGUGGCUGCGAAUUCAUGACCAAAUAUGAGCUCCUCAAAGCCUGGUUGCAAAUCAAACUCUUGCAGGCCGAGGUGGGCCAUUGCACACGGGUAUCCUUGCAAGACUUUAGUCCGGUUUUAGAGGAGAACCUUACCUUGGAAUAUGUGGAACAACAGCUGUCCGAUUACUACAAUACUAGCAUGCCGCAAUUACUUUCCAAUCUCUUCGAGUUUCUCAAAAUAUUUCACACCGUGCCAGUGGGAGAGUACAUGCUGCGUUAUUCUCCCAAAUACAAGGAUAGGUUGCUGCUUUGUACCAGCACCAAGGAGGCUACGCCACAGUCCUUUCAGUUGCAUCAAGUUUUAAGGGAAAUCGUCCCCAGCGAUCAAAACUUUUUAGCCCAAAGCAGUUAUCUUCCCAUUUCGGCCAGGCUCUGUGGUCGAAUGCACAAGGAAUUGCAAUUGGUGCCCUGCUCAUUUCCUUCCAAACCUAAGGGGAAGUUUGUGAAACGAAAAGAUCUCCCAAUCGUACUCAAGAAAGAUCCUCCCCGAAUAAUACCUAAAAAGUCUCCUAAGAAACGCCACCAAAACAAAACCAAACAGAAGGCUCGAGCGAAAGCCCGAAAGAAGGAAGCCAUGGAGGCUAUAAUAAUGGAUAAUAAGGAGUUGGAUAAGAUUAUGGUCCUGUGAGAGAGAAGUCCCGACUA
Drosophila bipectinata is the source of this 2072-nucleotide messenger RNA. RefSeq names its product Interacts with the C terminus of ELL 2 (gene Ice2). The record is from RefSeq and is a predicted model, not a curated record. Gene Ontology annotation, cellular component: transcription elongation factor complex. NCBI's taxonomy places the organism in Eukaryota, Metazoa, Arthropoda, Insecta, Diptera, Drosophilidae.